Entrophospora sp. SA101 is the source of this 652-nucleotide messenger RNA. Lineage: Eukaryota; Fungi; Glomeromycota; Glomeromycetes; Entrophosporales; Entrophosporaceae. The record is from the annotation of a GenBank genome assembly.
AUGCAAGAAGAAAAUCAACAAUUAUUGACAACAUUAAGUUAUUAUAAUCAACAAUGUGAUACUGAAAUAACAAAUUAUUCCUUAAAUGAAGAUCUCGAAAACGACGAAAGUCAUGAAUACGAAGAUGAUGAAAACAUUAAAGAUUUAAUCAUUGAUGAAAAAAUUGAAUCUGAAAAUAGAGAAUAUUACAUAAAUAAAAUCAAAGAUCUAAUUGAAGAAAGCGAUCUAAAUGUUAAUUAUUCUAUGGAAAAAAUUAAUUCAGGUGAAUUCAGUGAAGUGUUUAAGGCAACUCAUAAAAUAACAAAUAAAGUUAUUGUUAUUAAAUCGAUUUCAAUAAGGGAUUCGAAAUUUCUAAAUAUUUUAUAUAAUGAAGUAUUAAUUAGUAAAGUAGCAAGACAUUCAAACAUAAUAAUAAAUUACACCCAAUAUAUUAAAAAAGAUCAUAUUUAUUUGUUGAUGGAACAUUGUGAAUUUGGUUCUUUAUACAAUAUUAGAAAUAAGAAACCAAAUAAAAAAAUGAACGAAAAAGAAGUUUCUUUUAUAGUGAAAGAAGUUUUAAAAGGUUUAAAUCAUUUGCACUCUAUUGGAUUCAUACAUAGAGAUAUUAAGGCACAAAACAUUUUAGUCAACUCUGAAGGAAAAAUAAUAAUAG